Molecule: messenger RNA, 1406 nt
Organism: Alnus glutinosa
Lineage: Eukaryota; Viridiplantae; Streptophyta; Magnoliopsida; Fagales; Betulaceae
Product: probable cinnamyl alcohol dehydrogenase 1
Exons: 7
Coding region: 124-1191 (355 amino acids)
Molecular function (GO): oxidoreductase activity, acting on the CH-OH group of donors, NAD or NADP as acceptor; zinc ion binding
Source: RefSeq, a predicted model, not a curated record
CUAACCUAAAAGGAGAGGCUUAUUAGCUUGUCUUACGUGGGUCGAACUCUGGAGUCUGGAGUACUUUCCCGAGUAUCGAUCUCUCACCCGGUCUCUGCGGAUCCUUCAUCAAACCUGUCAACAAUGAGCUCCUUGAGUGCAAAUGAUGACUGCCUUGGAUGGGCUGCAAGAGAUGUAUCUGGAGUUUUAUCACCUUACAACUUCAGCCGUAGGGUUCUUGAAAGUGAUGAUGUUUCAAUAAAUAUCACACACUGUGGAGUUUGUUACGCUGAUGUAGCUUGGACGAGGAAUAAACUUGGGGAUUCGAAGUAUCCUUUAGUGCCUGGACAUGAGAUUGUUGGAAUUGUGAAAGAGGUUGGUUCCAAUGUUCACCGCUUCAAAGUUGGCGACCAUGUUGGAGUAGGAACCUAUGUAAACUCAUGCAGGGAUUGUGAGUAUUGCAAUGAUGGACAAGAAGUUGUUUGUGCCAAAGGAUCAGUUUUCACUUUUAAUGGUGUGGAUGCGGAUGGUACUAUUACCAAAGGAGGAUAUUCCAGUUACAUUGUUGUCCAUGAAAGGUACUGCUUCAGGAUACCUGACAACUAUCCAUUGGCUUCAGCGGCCCCUUUGCUUUGUGCUGGAAUUACAGUGUAUGCUCCCAUGGUGCGUCACAAGAUGAACCAACCUGGUAAAUCUCUAGGAGUGAUUGGGCUUGGAGGUCUUGGUCACAUGGCAGUGAAGUUUGGGAAGGCUUUUGGGUUGAAUGUGACAGUUCUCAGCACUAGCUUAUCCAAGAAAAAGGAAGCCCUGAGUUUGCUUGGUGCAGACAGAUUUGUGGUUUCAUCUGACCAGGAGCAGAUGAAGGCCCUGAAUAAAUCUUUUGACUUCAUAAUUGACACAGCAUCUGGUGAUCACCCAUUUGAUCCCUAUAUGUCGCUGUUGAAGAUUUCUGGUGUUCUAGUCCUGGUGGGGUUCCCAAGUGAAGUCAAAUUCAGCCCUGCAAGCCUAAUUUUGGGUUUGAGAACCAUUUCCGGUAGCGUAACAGGUGGUACAAAAGUGACACAAGAAAUGAUAGACUACUGUGCUGCUCAAAAUAUUUACCCAAACAUAGAAGUAAUUCCAAUUCAGUAUGCAAAUGAAGCUCUCGAGAGGCUAAUAAAGAAAGAUGUGAAGUACCGGUUUGUGAUUGAUAUCGAGAACUCCCUGAAAUGAAACUGCUGAAGAAACGAGGAAUUCCUCUUCUCAACAUGUAUAUUCUUAAUUUUCUGCAUAUUAAGGUAUUGGAUCAGAUAUUGAAACUCAAAAGCAUGUGUAAGUAGGUAACUUGCCUGAAAUAAGUGGAUGGGUUGUGGAGUGGUGUUUUAAGAAAGGGUUUAAUAGAAAUAGAAGUAUGGACUUCUAAAUAUAGUUCUUUUCUAUUGUUGUCA